AUGUCGACAAACUCUUCUGAAAGAACCGUUACUACCACCACCGCCCCAACGCAACACUCCGGGACCUCCCUAAAUGCUGCGCACCAUUUUGUUUCGAUUAAGCUAAACAAUCAGAACUUUUUAUUCUGGCGCACCCAGAUUGUUCCAUUCUUGCGUGGGCAGGGCCACUUAGGCUUCAUCGACGGCAGCUCCUCAUGUCCUCCGGCGACAGUUCCCGCGGCGGUGCAACCUGGCGACUCCGGCACCACCGUAGCAGGGUCGACCGUAGAUAACCCAGCGCACACCGCUUGGGUCCAACAGGAUCAAUCGAUCCUGUCUCUCCUGAUCUCAUCGCUCUCAGAUGAGGUUAUGCCUCUGGCGGUUGGUCGGGAGACUUCCAGAGAUGUUUGGCUCGCAAUCAACGAAUUGCUAGCAUCUUCCACGAGGGCUCGGUGCCUCAAUUUUUUGGGGAAAUUCCAGACACUCCGGCAAGGCAGUAUGACGGCCUCGGAGUAUCUCGGCAAAGCCAAAUUGCUAGUCAAAGCUCUCUCCCUCGCCGGUCACCAUCUCACCCUCGAUGAACAGGUUCUCUACGUGCUGCGUGGACUCCGGCCGGAGUUUCGGGCGUUAGCCAGUGCACUCACCAUGACUGGAAAGUCGGUGACCCUAUCCCAGCUCGGUGAUCUUUUGCAGGCGCAGGACUUCAUUCAAGGCGCUGAUCUCUCUGCGAUGGAUGCUGGAAAUAGCUCCUCUCCGGUGGCCCUGUAUGCUGGUCGCGGUGGUCAGACCAGUGGGCACGGCGGACGGCAGUCCGGGAAUCAGCGCGGUCGAGGGCGUGGCGGUGGACGGCAGAAUGGCGGAGGUCGUGGCCGUGGCAAUCCUAGGUGUCAGAUUUGCCGGAGUCACGGUCAUACGGCCGUCUACUGCUACAAACGAUACACGGAACCUGCACCACAUGCCAAUGUCACCGUCGCAGGAGGCUCGCCGGCGGACGCCACUCAACCGGACGCCUGGUUCCCUGACACUGGAGCGUCCACCCACGCUUCGCCGGAUGAGCAGCAGGUUGGGCAGUCCGAGCUCUACACCGGCGGAGAUGUGCUGAAAGUGGGCAAUGGCGCAGGAUUGCACUACACGGGAAACGCUUCUUAA
Molecule: messenger RNA, 1128 nt
Organism: Ipomoea nil (Japanese morning glory)
Lineage: Eukaryota; Viridiplantae; Streptophyta; Magnoliopsida; Solanales; Convolvulaceae
Exons: 2
Coding region: 1-1128 (375 amino acids)
Source: RefSeq, a predicted model, not a curated record